AAACAUUGCGAGGGGGCAUCGUCAAGGUCGACAUAUAAGCAGACGGUGUUUCCUCGACCCUCACGAUAUGUUUGGUUGCCUAUAUCGUCUCCUUACAGGCCCAUCAAGCCAAUCAUAGUGGUUGGGUCCAUUCACUCAAGACUUCUUUCCAACAGGCCAUCUACCUCCGCACCUCACCGGCCUCCAUCUCAUUAAUAAGAACAAGAACGGCAACGGGAAUAGAAAGAAACGGGAAAGGAAACACGGAAAGGAAACUAUAGAACAGGAAACUAUAGAACAGGAAAUAGGGAAACGAAAGGAAACAUAUACCCACAUACCUACCUACCGAGACAGCCAUGACACGCUCCAUAACUAUCACUCGGGCGCUCCUCGCCCUCGCGAGCCUAGCAUCCGCUAAACCCAUCACCAUCACCGUCCCCGGCGCUCCCUCAUUCGGCAGCGGUAGCGUCCCCGACGGCCUCCGGCCUAGGCAGGAGGAUAACAGCACAGGCAGCGGCGCUUCCGUCGGCUCCAUCAGCUUCGGCCGCUGCCCGAACUCGUUCCCGGAGGGCGUGACCUGCGGCAAGCUCGUCGUCCCGCUCGACUGGGACACGCCGCUCGGCAACGAGACGAUCGAGCUCGGCCUGGUCCGCCGCGAGGCGACCGACAGGGCCAACCGCAUCGGCAACCUGUUCCUCAACCCGGGCGGCCCCGGCGGCCAGGCGUCGAACCUCGUCGCCCAGAUCGCCGCCUUCCCGCAGGCCGUCGACUCGCGCCUCCUCGAGCGCUUCGACCUCAUCGGCCUCGACCCGCGCGGCGUCGGCCUCAGCACCCCCAUCCGCUGCGACCCCGCCGUCUGGAACAAGCGCGUCUCCUUCUUCCCCCAGACCCAGGAGGCCUUCGACGAGCUCGUCGCGCACAACCGCGCCGCCGGCGAGAGCUGCCGCGCCCGCACCGGCCGCCUCAUCGACUUCGUCGACACCAUCAGCGCCGCCCGCGACCACGAGGCCGUCCGCCUCGCGCUCGGCGGCGAGCCCGCCAACUACCUCGGCCUCUCCUACGGCACCCAGCUCUUCGCCCAGGUCGCCGAACUCUUCCCCGACAGCUUCCGCGCCAUGGUCCUCGACGGCAACCUCCAGCACUCGCAGUCCGAGUCGGCCAACGUCCUCGCCGAGUCCACCACCUUCCAGUCCACGCUCAAGGAGUUCUUCCGCUGGUGCUUCCGCAGCCGCGAGUGCGCCUUCCGCAGCCGCAACCACCAGUUCAAGUUCCAGCGCCUCGUCCAGCGCGCCUCCGAGGCGCCCAUCCGCGCCUCCGGCUGCGAUAACCGCGCCUGCCGCAGCGAUGUCUCCGUCGAAGAACUGCUCUUCUCCACCCAGCUCCUGUUGACGUCGGUCACGGCGUGGCCCCAGCUCGGCCAGGCCCUCCAGGACGCGAACGGCGGCGACGCCACCCUCCUCUCGCAGAUACAGCCGCUCGCUAUCGGCGACGCCUACGUCGACUCGAACCUGUUCGCCGGCACCGCCGUCACCUGCCAGGACUGGGCCCACGAGGCCCAGACGCUCGCCGACGUGCGCGCCAAGGUGACGCUCGGCUCCACCUUCAACCCGCUGACGCUCGGCUCCUGCCAGAUGGCUAAGAUCCAGACGGCGUGCAUCGGGUGGCCGGCGCCGCUGACGAACCCGCCGAAGCCGACCGAGUACGCGGGCUCGACGCCGAUCCUGGUCGUCCAGUCGACGCUCGACCCCUCGACUUCGCUCUCCUGGGGCCUCGGCCUGCACGAGGAGCUCGGCCCCGUCUCCUCGCUGCUGACCCGCAACGGCACCGGCCACACGAGCUUCCUGCUCGGUGGUGGCGAGACCGUCGGCGCCAUCAGCGAGUACCUCCUGAGCCUCGGCGUCCCCGCCGACGGCACCGUCCUCAACUCAUAAAGGCGAGCGUCAACGGACGAUAGCGAGAGCCACGAACGAACGCGCGAGGCCGAGCACAGGGGAGAACGAACGAACAGAAUAAA
Durotheca rogersii is the source of this 1993-nucleotide messenger RNA. Its product is annotated as alpha/beta hydrolase fold-domain-containing protein. Lineage: Eukaryota; Fungi; Ascomycota; Sordariomycetes; Xylariales; Xylariaceae. The record is from RefSeq and is a predicted model, not a curated record. The coding region runs from base 336 to 1910 and encodes 524 amino acids. The transcript has a single exon.